This is a messenger RNA of Bacidia gigantensis, 1101 nucleotides long. RefSeq lists its product as uncharacterized. The transcript has a single exon. The annotation marks the transcript as partial. Lineage: Eukaryota; Fungi; Ascomycota; Lecanoromycetes; Lecanorales; Ramalinaceae. The record is from RefSeq and is a predicted model, not a curated record.
AUGGCAGACGAAAUAUCUCUCGCCAGACAUGAUGUUGUUGCUGAUGGUGAUCUAGAUGUUAGUAUUUCCAAUUUCAGCGUUGUAACAUCCUACAACUGGCUGGACGCCUACACACCUACGAUCCUUGUGCCGGGAAUCCCUCCGCUGUGGUCACCACCAUCGACUCCGAUCCCUAUCACUCGAGACAAAGGUCCCCGUUACGUCGAUGAGAACACAGAUCGUAAUCCAGGAUCACCUCAUGAAGCAACUGUCGCCGCUAUAUCUGCCACACGUGCGGACUUCGACUUUCAUGCUGUAGACAUUAUCACAGACCGACGCCCCCUUAGACAAAUCCUUCGAUUCCUGAAUGGUGAAUAUGUUCACCCCGAACAUGGACACACUACCGCCUUUGAGCUCGGCUUAGAGUUGAUCGGAAACACCGUCCUCAUUCGGAGGAUUGAGCGGACGCGUGAUCCUCUUAUACAAAAUAAAAAAGAUUAUCGCCGCAGCUUUGAAGGCAACUAUCUCAAAAUGCCAACAUAUGCAGCUGAAAGCACAUCGCACCAUCGGAUACUACGCUACAACUUUGGCUCUCUGAAACUGCUCGUUCGCUAUGCUGCUGACGCAUACUUGAACCCGAAGCCAACGCCUCCAGACGACGCUCUCGACGAUCUUGUUGGGAUAUUAAAAGCAGCAUCCCUGGAUAGACGACAGCCUUCAGCCAAGAAUGCCUGGCUCAACCGUGUCUCUAUCCUCAAGCAAGGACAAAAAAUUCCCCAAGCUGCAACACUGGAGCUCAGCACACGCAGUGACUAUUCAGAAUUCGAUUUGCAAGACCGCAUGCCGGACUUCUGGCUCAGCCAAACACAUCAUUUCAUGCUCUGUGGAUACAAAGCAGCCCCGUGCUCCAAGGCUCUGUUCUACAACCUCCAACAAACCGAUCUGGCGCCGAAAAUCACGAAAUGGGAGCAAGCCAACAAAUCGCUACUACAAAAGCUUGCGACAUUGCUGAAGAAGGUAAUUGGUAUCAUCAAGACGAACGGCGGCGGACACUGGACCAUCAGCUUUUCGGGAGAAGAAGACGCACCUCUAUUGAUCAAACGAGGAGGAGGCGAGAAUGGG